Messenger RNA from Lotus japonicus, 534 nucleotides. RefSeq lists its product as uncharacterized. NCBI's taxonomy places the organism in Eukaryota, Viridiplantae, Streptophyta, Magnoliopsida, Fabales, Fabaceae. The coding region runs from base 1 to 534 and encodes 177 amino acids. The record is from RefSeq and is a predicted model, not a curated record. Gene Ontology annotation, biological process: DNA integration. Gene Ontology annotation, molecular function: nucleic acid binding. The transcript has 2 exons.
AUGGAUGGAAUCAAUCAAAACUUUCCUCAAAAACCUCCAAAGGAUGAUGAUUUGAACACAAAAGAAAAGCGUAGGGAGGCUAGUUUUUACACGCUGGUAGGCGAUGAACUAUACCGGCGGGGAAUUGUGUCUCCUAUGCUCAAAUGUGUUGACAUGAGAGAUGCCCAUGGAAUCAUGGCAGAAGUUCACGAAGGAGUAUGCUCUAGUCACAUAGGAGGGCGAUCAUUGGCAGUAAAGGAAUUGAGAGCAGGAUUUUACUGGCCAACAAUGAAGAAGGACUGUCUAGAAUACGUCAAGAAGUUUGGGGUCCCCAUGGCUUUGGUAAUGGAUAAUGGGACUCAAUUCACAAGCAAUGUCACCAGAGAAUUUUGUGCGGAUAUGGGAAUUGAAAUGCGAUUUGCAUCAGUAGAGCACCCUCAGACCAACGGGCAGGCAGAAUCAGCCAACAAGGUCAUUUUAAAGGGCUUAAAGAAAAAAUUGGAUGAGGCGAAAGGUCUUUGGGCUGAAGAGCUUCCAGCAGUCUUAUGGAACUGA